Molecule: messenger RNA, 6386 nt
Organism: Penaeus vannamei (Pacific white shrimp)
Lineage: Eukaryota; Metazoa; Arthropoda; Malacostraca; Decapoda; Penaeidae
Product: zinc finger protein 609
Biological process (GO): actin filament organization; regulation of transcription by RNA polymerase II
Cellular component (GO): nucleus
Source: RefSeq, a predicted model, not a curated record
GGUGAAGACGGAGGGGCGCGGCGGGACGUGUGUGUAGGGACCAGCGUGGCAACCAUCACUGACCCGGACUGUCUCGGCCCGUGUGAGCCCGGCACCUCAGUCAUGCUCGAGGGCAUCGUCUGGCAUGAGACAGAAGGAGGAGUGUUAGUUGUGAAUGUAACAUGGCGUGGCAAGACUUAUGUGGGUACACUGCUCGAUUGCACUCGUCAUGACUGGGCCCCUCCAAGGUUCUGUGACUCGCCUACCAGUGAUAUAGAGUCUCGGACGCCCAAGGGUCGGGGCAAGAGGGGGCGGGCUGCCACCACGACUGCUGGCACACCUGUCAACAACGACGUCACAGUAACAGAAACUAGAAGUGGUAAAUUACGAAAUGCCAAUGUGAAGGGGCGCAGAGGGAAUCUCACUCCUACAAGUAAUCCUCCUCCUAGUCCAGUUAAGUCUGAACCUGGUGGGACCAAACGAAAGACAAGAGAACCAGAGACGCCUGAUCCAAAAAACUGGAAACGCUCUCGUGCGAGCUCACGGGGCACACCUACCAAUGGUGCAUCCAGUCCUGGACCAGAUCACCCUUCCUCUCCUCAGCUGAUUGAAUGUCCUGAGCCUAAUUGUAACAAGAAGUACAAACACAUCAACGGGUUAAAGUAUCAUCAGAGCCAUGCCCAUAAUAAUGUCGCCAACGAUGAUGAGACGACCAGUACAGAAGGGCGUGCAGAGAGUGAGGUAGAGGAAAGUAGGCCACCUUCUCCAGCACCAGUGGCUGAAACUCCGGUGGAUAAUACAGCCCAGGAUGUUGUUAAACCUUCAGUUCUACGAUACUCCGGUCCACCAUCCACACCAAGCCCUGGUCCCAGUGAGGAGAUAGCUAAAGGGUCUACAGCACAACCUCCAACAUGUCAACCCAGUGUAAUUCAAUCUCGAGUGCCACAAGUCAGCCAGGGAGGUGUGUAUCUUUACACAGGAUCAGGAGGAGUUGUAAGUCCACAGCAUCCCCAGGUUGGGUCUCCAGUCUUAGGAAUGUCGCCAAUACCUGGUGGACUUUCGCAAGUCAGACCAGGACAAAUCCGACCUGAAGUUCGUCCAGAAGUGAUGAUGAGGAUAGGAACAGCUGUGCCAAGGCAGGUGGGUCCUGCACCUGUGGGAUCACCUGGUGCUCCAAGUGUGCCCAUAACACCUCAAGGUACUCCAUUGUCCAGCCUUCCAGGUAAUUCCCCUGGUUUGAUCAAGGUUAAGCAAGCACUUAUAGAGCCAGAUAAGGGUAAGCCAAAGGAAUUGGUAAAUGGUUUAGUUGCAAAGGAUACACGAGAAGAGGAGCAACCUAGUCGAGAAGAUGCUCGAAGUCCAGCUUAUUCUGAUAUAUCUGAUGCCAAUGAUACUGCCCCAGUAUUAGAAGGGGAUAGUGAUAACAAAGACUUGCAAGAUGAUAAGAAAGCAGAAUUACCUCUUGGACCACAACCUUAUCCCUAUGGGAUGUAUUACCCUGGUCCUUAUGGCCAACCCUCCCCUUUCUUAAUACCUCCUAUACAACCUCCCCCAUCUACUACCCCAGGUAAAGAUGGAGACAAUAAAGACCCAAAGGAAAAAUUAUGUGAUAAAGACAAAAGAGAUAGUUUACCACCGCCAGGAAGCAGUGAGUAUUUAAACAAAAUUCAUCCACAGUACCUAUAUUCUCCACAUUACUUAUAUAAUCCAGGUUACCCUGAUCCUUAUUUAAGAGACCCUCAAAUAUACAAGGAAGCUGAAAGUAAAGAUUUGCCUCCUGGAAUAAGAGAGGGAGACAAGGGCCCAACAGAUUUAUCUAGAUCAGCACCAGGCAUCCCUGGCACUGUGUCAUUAUCUCCAGUAAUUCCAAAAGAUAAGUUAUCAAUUGUUAAGGAUAAACAGGCUGAAAACCAUGCAAUACUAAAAGAAGCACAUGAACUGAAAGGUCAGCUUCCUGGGGAUAAAAGGCCAUAUGAACCAAGUCUAGCAUAUAGAUUUCCAUAUGAUCAGCGAUUACCAAUACAAGCACAACCUCAAGAAAAGCCUGGAGAAAAAUCAACAGGACUCCCUAAACCAUCACCACCUGCACCACUUUCUAGUCCUCGAGUUGGUUCAACACCACCAUCUAGUUCUACUUUAAGCAAAGAUGACCGUGGAGAAAAGAAACCAGACAGCAAGAGUGAAGGUGUUAAACCCACCAUGGAAACAACAGGGCCCCCGCCACCUCCAACAUCAUCAGCAUAUUAUCCACCCUUCCCUUACAGUGCCCUUCCUUACGAUCCAUACAGGCCACCUAUGGUACCCCCAAUGUCCAUGCCUACAAGCUUUUCAGCGCAUUACUUGCAGCCAGGGAUGAUGCCAAGAUUCCCUCUAAGUUCACCAGCAAACACACCAGAGGAUCUGUCACGUGGUAGUUCUAGUGGAGGCAUGAUCCAUCCUUCACAACUGUAUUCCAACCAUAAAAUUCAUGAGCUACAAGAGCGAGCUCUUAAAUCACCAAUAUCAUCAGCAUCUAUGAGUAUGGCUGCACAGGGAAUCAUGACUACUCCACAGAAAAUUGCAUCUCCAUUAGCUAACAAAGAUGGGGCCUUGACACCAGUCACAUCGUCAUCCUCAUCAUCUGGUUCUAUACCCUCCUCUGCUUCUUCCUUGGUCCAUGGAGGGGGUGGGCCCGUGGGAGGAGGGGUAGAGGGGCGGUCUCCACCCACAGCGCGCCCCCCCACACACCACCUGCAUGAGAGCUUCUCUACGUACUCUCUCAUCUCUCCUCAGUUCCAUUACACAGCUUUGGGCCCAGGACAGACACCAACGGGAGCAACCUCAGGUCUAGCAGCAGCUCCAACAGCCAAGUGAAGCCAAGUAAUGCUAACCGCAGAUGACCCUGUGGUGGGUCCCAUAGAGCAGAUUGAUAUGGAUGGAAUAUGAGCCUCAGACUUCAUAGCAACUCUAAUCAUUGAAAAAUCCUGUUUAAUCAUGGUCGUCAUUGAUGCAUCCAUGGAAAGUUGGAAAUAUAAAGGAAAAGCAGAUUAAAAUUGUACUGUUGCUUAUCAGUGACUUGCUAUGUUUCAUGGUGAAAUCUGUAAAAACCAUUAAAGACAUUCCACUGACCUGGAAUAACAAAUAUUGUGAUCAAGUGACUUUAUACAUGAGCAUGGUGGUACAGAACUUGCCAUUGUUGAGAAAGAGACCAGAAAGUACAAAAAUAGUUUGAAAUACAGACAAAAGUAAAGGGAAAGUGAUGGAAAAGAGGUUGGCAAUAAUGUUGAACUAAUUUGGUAUUGUAAAUCGGACUGAACCUGACAUUGGUAUCCAAAAGUGAUGUUCCUUUUAUAAUUAGCAUUGACUAAAUUGAAAAAAAGAAAUUUUUAAAAUGGAGAAACUGACUUUGGGUUGUGUUGUCCCAGAACUUCUGUGAUGAUGCAUGUUACUUUGUUGUUGGCUACACAAAAUAGGAGUGAGAUGGUGAUAAAAGUGAUUGGAAAAGACCUAAGCAAAUUUCUUUGCUAGAAUUCCAAUAAUUGAAUCUGAAAAUAAUCAGAAUCAUAAGGUGAAGUGGUUUUGUCUCAUGUGAUAAUAUUCAAGAUCAGACAUGCAUCAACCUCCAGUACUAGUGAACAGGCAUUGUGCUUGUGAUGUUGUGAAUUGUGUUGAUUACCUUAUUUUUAUAGAUAAUUGGUAACAAAUUGGUGUCUUUCAUUACAAAUGUAAUUGGACUUUGUUGCAAUGUGUUGAGUGCUCUGUGUAGGUGAGUCACCAGUAUGCAGAAUGUUGAAAUACAUACCUCCCACAAGUGUUCACACUGAUAGCCUUCUCACAAGAAAUAAGCAUCGUGCUGUUAUGCUCAGGUAGGAUUGAGAGGUCUGCAAUGAAGAUACUGCAGUUAGGUACACUUAGUACAGUAUAACUGAGGGUUUGAGAACAUAGAUAACAAAAGGUCUUGUUUACAUUUUAUGUACAUUCUUUCCAGUACAGUGUUAAAAUUCUGUCAAAGUUGUUACAGAGUUAAGUGCUAACUGCAGUGUGUGAUAACUUCAGAUUGAUGGCAUGAAUAGCAGCUAAUUUCUUCCCCUUUUUUCCUGAAAUUUGUUGAGUGAAUGAAAGCAAGAAUCUGUUAUCCUUUUUUGUUUGAAUGUUUUAACAUCAAACCUUUGAUAUCUUGCCAAGCCAGAACUGAAGUAUAUCACAUUUGGCAUGUUAGCUUAUAGUGGGUCAAGACCAUGUUAUCUAUUGUAUUGUAGGGGGAUUUUUUUUUGUGUGUGAGAGCUUAGUGAUCGACCCAUGUGUAACUGGUUCGUGUUCAUAAAUCAUCAUUUAUACUGUGAUCAUACUGCUGUGGAGUCCAUGUUUAUAUAAAUAUUGUUCUGGCCAGCCUGUGAUAGAGUCAGCAAACUCAGGUGUGAUUGAUUGCCUGCUUGCCUGUCUACCAGAUGUUUCUUACUGGGAUAGGCAGGCAGACAUUACAAUACGGAAGUUGAUACAAAUUUUGGGGAAAAAAAAUUGUGCUGUUUAUUUUAUAGAUAAUAUAGUAUUGGAUUUUUUGGGGAAAAUUGAAACUGAUGUUCAACUAAAGGUAAAGAAGGAAAUAAAGAAGCAGAAUAGUCAUGUUCUGAUGGAGACAAUAAGAACAACAGAAGUCAUUCUGAUGUCAUUCCAUUCAUGAGAUAUCAUUCCAUAAUUCUGCUAGACUGUUUUGACUCAAUAUAACAUGCAUUUAGACAGAAACCUUAAUGUGACAGCAACUUUCAUAAUAUUUAGCAAAAAUUAUACGAUUACUGUGAAAGGAAGAUGAUAUCAGCAGUCAAGGUGAAUGUUUUUUUCCCUUGUUCAGACAUUAAGAGGCUAAGAAGAUCAGACUAUUCUUUCAUAAAUAGUAUGCACUCAUUGGGUUGUUUUAAUAAAACAUUUUUAAUGGGAAGUAUUAUUUGCAAAUAGUAUUUAUGCCUAGAACUGCUCAUGCAAAUUUAUUUACUCUAUAUUUCAAAAGAUGUUAUCAAAUCUGUUUAAUUUUUAAUACCUUUUAGUCACAUAAUUUGUGUUAACAAUGCUCUCAAUAAUUGAUAUCUGUUGAAGAUGACAAAAUUGCUGUUUCUUUGUAUUUUAAUUCAACCUAAAGACUUGUACCAAAGACCUUUAAAGUUUUAUCAUUUGCAGCAGAUCAGUUAAUUUUAAAUUCAGAAAUUGAUUUAGGGCUUAUAUAAAUGAGACAAGGGGUGUGAUAGUUUUACCAGCAGUACAUAUAUAGUCCAGCUAAGCUGGAGUACUACAUCUGUACCAUAUUGCAAGAAAAUAAAGGACAAGAAGAGUUGUUAAGACACUAAAUAGUUCACCAUGCACACAGCUACCUGGUUCUGACAAGCCACUAAAGUUAUGUACAAAUUUAUUUUCUAUGUCAUUAUCUUUCAUCCAUUCCUUGCUGUAUUUAUUUAAAGUUUAAAACUUUUUAAUUUCCAUUGCCUCAUAUCUUAAAUUAAAAAGAAAAAACAAAUCAUCUUUUCUCUCUAGCAUUUCAUGUAUGUUGUGAACUGAAUAGAAUUGUUUAUGGUUGCAGGUCCAUCCUAUGGAACAUAAUGGGACGUUUAUUGGAUGUCUUCUGCUGAAUGGACUAUACAGUGUCCAAUUAUUUCAUGUUACCUUAAGAGUUGUACAAUCUGUUUUAAAAUGUGUUAUUUUAAUGUUGGAAAUACCUCAGUCAUUGAUAAUUUCACAUGAUUUUUAUCAAUUAAGAUGUUAUCAAUAUAUAACAUUUCUCAAUAAUAAUUUUGCACUGAAAUACUGGGAGACAAAAACAUAUCUUGUUCGUAUGCAAUUUUGUAAUAAAAUUCAUUCUUACCUUGGGGAAGCAAGAGGGAAGCUAAUUCUGUCCAGAUAAAAUCAAUGAAAAAUUUAAUUUAACUAGCAAGUACUUUCAUUUGCAAGACACCGACUCUGCAGCGAAAGUUGGUGUGACGAGGUUGGCCAGCCCUUUGAAUCAUGGGGUAAAGGCAGGUUAUUAUGAGCUAGGGUUACUAUUGUCAUCCUUAGUGUCGUGUUGGGGGCUAGAAACUUGUUUAUCAUUUGUGAUUGCUCACUUAUAGCCCAAGGUAUAUGUUACCCGUGAUUGGUCUAUGUGACCCAUUACUAUUGUAGAACUAGCUGUGAUUGUCUAAUUAAAGCAUUUCAUAUUUAUAUUACAAGAGAACUGGUCAAGGAAGUACUUGUGGCUGUAGCACCCCCCCCCCCCCUCCCUGCCCAACUUUGGGAAGUGAUCAACUUAACUAGGAGAGAAUUGUCAUUAAGAAUUUGAUGAGUGUGGUAGGGUUUCAUAUUACUGUACAAAUGUUGGGAGGAACACGGUACAUAGGGACUGCCUGUUGCUCCUAUGUACAUUUUGAUUUGGCUUCUUACAAAAUAAAAAUACUUUUAUUGUA